Molecule: messenger RNA, 1814 nt
Organism: Schistocerca serialis cubense
Lineage: Eukaryota; Metazoa; Arthropoda; Insecta; Orthoptera; Acrididae
Gene: PGAP3
Product: post-GPI attachment to proteins factor 3
Exons: 7
Coding region: 206-1171 (321 amino acids)
Biological process (GO): GPI anchor biosynthetic process
Cellular component (GO): endoplasmic reticulum membrane
Molecular function (GO): hydrolase activity, acting on ester bonds
Source: RefSeq, a predicted model, not a curated record
GCAGUGGUGCCACGCUAUUUAUGUGUGUGGUCAAUGGUGUUACUGUUUACUGUUUAGUGUUUACAUUGACGAUGCAAGUGGGAGCAAGUACAUGCCGGCUGUCAUACGAAGUUCUGUGUUUGAUAACAUGUGUGUGAUUACAUUAUGAUAUUUUUUCGUAUCGUAGUAAAUAAUAUUGAAGGCGUAGAACGAAAAAUUGGUGAAAAUGUCACUUAUAGUAGCAUGGCUAGUAACGACAGGAUUGUUUAAUAUUGUUGCGGCGUCUGUUGGCGAUAGAACCCUGUUCUAUAAAAACUGUGUUGACAGAUGUGUCGGACAAAACUGCACGAAAGAUGGCCUGGACUUCUCCACGUCAGUUCAGCCGUUCUACCAAAGAGCGCUAAAAUGGACUUGUAGGGAAGAGUGCCAAUAUAGCUGUAUGUGGCAUACAGUUGAAAACUUCUUAAGACGUAAUUGGGAUGUUCCACAGUUUCAUGGAAAAUGGCCCUUUAUACGUUUUCUUGGUGUGCAAGAACCAGCCUCCUUCAUUUUUUCUGUGAUGAAUUUUGUCUCUCAUCUUUUGAUGCUGAGGAGGUUUCACAAGGAAGUAAGGAGAGAUAGCCCAAUGUAUUGGUUCUGGCAUGUGUAUGGGGCGGUCUGCUUGAAUGCAUGGUUGUGGUCAGCAGUGUUUCAUGCAAGAGAUACAGUGCUUACUGAACAAAUGGAUUACUUUUGCGCAUUUUCAAUGGUGCUGUUUUCCUGCUAUGGUAUGCUUGUGAGGAUGGUGUCUGGGAAAAUUAAUCUGCUAACAAUGUUACUGACAGCAGUGAGUCUUCUGUUUUUCAUUCAUCAUGUUACAUACUUGACAAUGGUACACUUCGAUUAUGGCUACAACAUGAAAGCAAACAUUGUUGUAGGUAUCGUGAAUGGACUGGGAUGGUUGUUAUGGUGUACGUGGUGUCGAAAGAUGCAGCCCUAUGUUUGGCGCUGUGCUCUGUUUGUAGUGUUGGCUGGUCUCUCAUUACUACUUGAGAUUGCAGACUUCCCACCUUUGUUAUGGACGUUAGAUGCCCAUGCACUCUGGCACCUCGCCACAGUGCCACUUCCAAUAUUGUUCUACAGAUUUUUAAUUGAAGAUUGCAGACAUAUGAGGAAGUUACGAGAAAUGCCUGAAAAGCCUCAUCAGUCUUGAUUGGUGUCUUCUUUGAAUAUUGUGUAUGUUCUCUUUAAGGGGGGGGGGGGGAGGAGGCACAUUCAGAAGAGGGGAAAUUUAAAGCAAUAGUAGAUGUAAAUGCUAUUCAUGUCAUGUCAGUGCACUGACAAAGGCAAUAACUUCAUGAGUAUUAUACCAAUUACUGGUUUUAACCUCUUUUGAGAUAUUUUUCAUUUUUGUAUGUUCUUAAUGUAGUAUUACUGAGAAUAGCAGUUCUCUGUUGUGCCAUAAUGGUUAGAAGAAUGUGGUACUGUGAGGGCAUUACAGACUCUAGUCAGCAUAAGUUAUUCUGCAAAAUAUUUGACCUGUCCUCAUAUGGAAUGAUUUCCAGCCAAUUAUAUACAAAGCACUGACAAAAGCAGCAGUUGAGAAUAUCCUUGUCAAGCCAGUUGCCUUACUUAAAGUGUGUUUGGUACAAUCAUCUGUAAAAGUAAUUGAAUGUAAACAAAAACCAUCUGUUUUGGAAUUUGCGUUUGCAUGUAAUUCUAUAAUAGAAGACGAUAACUGAGAUUGUGGUAUAUGUUGAAUGUGGACAUAUUAUUUAGUUAUUAUAUUAGCUUUACAGUUAUAAAAUUAAAAACAAAUUAAAUCAUUGUUUAUUUGUAACAAUGUGCCAAAUUGA